CAUAACGGCAUUUCACUUUACGGCAUAUUGGGCCUUCCGGUUAUAUGUUGCAAAAAGCUUUUUACGCUAGGUGCUAGCAUACAAAUUUGUACGAGGGUGUACCGUCAUUUGCUCAGAAACAAUGGGAAUAGAGGACGAAACUGACCGAACGCUCUUCAUAAGGAAUUUAGACACACGGGUGACGGAGGAGCUUCUGUUCGAGCUGUUUUUACAGGCAGGACCUCUCAUCCGAACUAAAAUUCCGAAAGACGGUGAUGGGAAACAGAAAACGUUUGGUUUUGCCGUAUACAAACAUGAAGUGUCCGUGCCUUACGCCAUGCAACUGCUCAACGGGAUGUCGCUGUAUGGGAGAUCUAUCCAUGUGCAGUUCAGAUCGGGCAGCAGUCAUGGCAGCAGUCCAGGGAACUCACAGAAUUCAAGUCCUGCAAAUACCCCAAAUCCCCAUGGCCACAGGACUCCAGCUCAGUUCAGUUCCCCACCCUACACUCCUCAACCCCAAAUGCACAGGUCCUACUCAUCCCCCGAUAACCUGCAGAAAAAUGCUAUGAACAACGCCAUGUGGGUCAACAUGCAGCAGCUUGAGCAGUUAAAUGGCGGUUUCUCCAAGCCUCUGCAGCCGCUGUCUGCUGGUGGACAUUCAGGUGGAGGCGGCUCAAGGCAACACGACAGCACCCCCUAUCGGCAUCAUCCGUCCCAGAUGGGUGGCGGCGGCCGAAACCAGCGCUACGGGGACGAGUCGGGUUCAGGCCGUCACCAGCAGCAUGGCCACAGGGAUGGCUACCACCACCAGAAUGACAGGAGUGGCAACCGUCACCACGACAACAGAGGCGGCAACAGACCAUACGACGACAGGGGUAGCAGUCGCGGCUACCAAGAUAACAGAUGGCGACGCUACUGAGGCAUGUAAAGGAUUUCUGUAAAGACUUCAGUUCUUCACAAAUUUGCGGACAGUUUUCUAAAGAUUGUGAAUUAUGUUGACAAAAUUAUUGUGUAUACUCAGGUUGUUUGUACAUGAUCCUACCAGUUUGAAGAUUUAAUAACUCAUGCCUUAGAGACACUUUUUUUGUUUACUUUUAAGGCAUUUUUAAAUUUGUACACUUCUUCAUGUGAGUUUUUCCUCACAUAAUACAGCAAAUACUGAGAUUGUAUCGUCACAAGAGCAAGGACAACAACCAAGACUUAGUCGUCGUUUUGGGAAGACAAGACAAAAAAUCAUGUAUUUAAAAGAAAAAAAAAAGUUAGGAUAUUGGUGGGUUUUUAUGUUAUGCAAAUAAUAUUUAAAUGGUGCUCCCGGAAUUUUAGAAAUUCUUCAGGUACUUUGCAAAAAAGGAAAAAAACUGUUUUCAUCUGAAGAUUCCACCAGCGACAUUUUUACUGCAACAGGGCACCAAACUUUAUUAUCGUCAGAUCUGCUGACUUUGCUCUUUCCACAAAAAAAAAAAUUGGCUUUGUUUUAUUUUUAUUUUUUUAUCCUGAUCUGUAAGACAAAGUGUUUUAAACCGAACAUUUCCAUGAUUAUAAAGCUCAUUUACUUUGAA
Molecule: messenger RNA, 1538 nt
Organism: Mugil cephalus (flathead mullet)
Lineage: Eukaryota; Metazoa; Chordata; Actinopteri; Mugiliformes; Mugilidae
Gene: rbm7
Product: RNA binding motif protein 7
Exons: 5
Coding region: 122-898 (258 amino acids)
Biological process (GO): regulation of alternative mRNA splicing, via spliceosome
Cellular component (GO): nucleus
Molecular function (GO): single-stranded RNA binding
Source: RefSeq, a predicted model, not a curated record